Molecule: messenger RNA, 999 nt
Organism: Soboliphyme baturini
Lineage: Eukaryota; Metazoa; Nematoda; Enoplea; Dioctophymatida; Soboliphymatidae
Source: the annotation of a GenBank genome assembly
AUGGGCAAGAAGCGUUUCAUAGACAAGAAACGGGCGAUCAGCUUUCGUCUGGCACCUCGAAGUCAAAAGGAUCCGCUGAUCGUCACAGAUGCCAGUGCGUACGUACUAGCUCCUCUGAGCGACGACUUAAAGUCUGUCAGUCUCAAAGACCCGGAACUGCCUUCUGAAAAGCGGCUGGCAGAGCAACACAAAUACGGCAUAUAUUUCGAUGAUGACUACAAUUAUUUGCAACAUCUGAAAGACGUGAAUGAAGUGGAAGUCUCCGAAUUUGUCGAAGAGCGCUAUCGUCUGUUUCUGAACGGCACUGCGGUAGACGCUGGAAAAGACAUUGCCACUGAACAAAAUCUCAAGCUUCCGUCGUCGCUUUUUGAAAAUAGUGGCAUGAGGCUAAAGAUCGGUCUUUUAAAUCAAGCUGCACCUCAGCCAGGUCCACAUCCAGAACUUGACUCAGAUAUAGUCGCGUUGUUGGACGAUGAAGUAAGCGACACCGAGGUCCGAAAUGAUUUGGAGGACGAUUUCGUCCUGAAGGCGAAUGCACCCUGUUUAAGUGACGGCGACGACGAGCAUUCGAAUGGUGAAGAUGAAGCUUCUGAGAAAAACGAACAUCAAUGCCAAAUGCGAAACAGAGCGGAAUCCGAAGUUGAAGCAGGUAGUGAAAAGUCGUUUAUGAGUGAUGAAGUGAAGUCUCGGUUUACCAACUACUCGUUGACAUCGUCGACCAUUCGACGGUCUGAAGGCUUAAAAAAGAUUGAUGAAAUGUUUGAAAAGAUAUAUGAGCAGUACGAUGAAGAAGAGAUGGGCGAUCUAGAAACCAGUACGAAGAUCGAAGGCUUCAUCAGACCCAACAGCGAGAGAAUGCUUAGUCUCGUUGAAGAUUACCAAGAAAAGCGAAAGUCAGAAACGUUAAGAAGAUGGAAGGCGGAAUCGCAGAGGGAGCACCUGGCGCUCGAUCGUGUGGCGUGGAAAACGGCGGUGCGAGACGUAGCUUUAGCCAGCUAA